UGCUCAUUCAAUGGCAACAAAGAGAUACUGCCAGAUGAAUAUUUUACCAAAAUAUGCAUUUGCAUAUGAAAUAUGCAAAUGCAUAACUAUCCGGGCCCUAGUCAUCAGCAUUGUAGGUCAUCAACAUUGUGGGUUAUGAACACUUAUUCAACACUGUAGGCUAUUUAUACUGUAUUAUUAGUUUCUACAAAUACCCGUACACUAACUUAACUUCAUUAUUCACUUGCAUUCAGUGUUAUUAAUUCUACAAAUAAGCUUUCAGUAUAUCAUCAUUCUCCUACAAUCACCAUAUAACUUACUCCUCAAACUCUCACGAAGACAAAUAGACAUUUAGAAUGCUUAAAUCUUUCAUGAAAUAGAUUAUUUCAUAGAUUAGAUUUUUUGGAUGAUAGAUAUUUUACUGUAAGUCAAGUAGAAAUGUAGAUUAAUCAUCAACUCAGUGGUCAUAUCUUUAGAUAAACUGACUUCAAAGGUUAGCUCUCACAAUCCUACACUUUCAUUAAUACUCCAUCCCUACUUAAUUGCACUACCCACCACUAAUUUCAUCUAAUAUGGUCUACCCACAUUAAAGCAAAACUGUUUUCAAAAAUUCUUUUGGCCUCCUGUCUACCAACUGCAGGACAUAACCUAUUUUGUAAUUGUUACCAAGUCUUUUUGAUAAUAUCAAGAAUAUGUUUAUGAUACUGUUAUCUUGAUCUCACAUUGCAUUUACAAUUUUUUGUCUUGGUGCCAUAUCCAACAGAUGGUACGUCCAGACUCCUUCACAGCCAGCAUCAUCCGUCGGUCAUCACGCACCAUCUCCCGUUCCACGAUUGAUAUUCCUUCCCUGGAAACAGUGUCGCCCAGCAGUGCAUGGCCCUGGACACCUUCCUCCGUGUCCCUGGAGGUUCCCACAAGGACCAGUAGGAGGUCUGCCACAGCUCUCAACAGGUCAUCUUUGGAGGUGCCAUGCAGCAGUGGUCGUCCAAGGGUGGGCAACAUACCCAAAACCAGUAUGUCAGAGAGUUUACCAGAGGAGGAGGAGGAAGAAGAGUUUCUGGUGGUUGAGACAACUGAUGUGGAGAGUUGUGAUAACCACUUGCCAGGAAGUCCCUCCUCUUGUCAUAGUCACCACUCCAUAUCCCUCCACCGUGGGUCUCAGUCCCCUACAUCCCAGUCAGUCUUCUCAGCCCACUCCUCGGGACAUUCCAGCCCCACCAUGACCCAGCCCUCACCAUCCCAGGUCACCCCUCAUCAGGCUGAUAGAAGAACUGACACCAUCAUUAAAAAGCCCCCUUCACACUGUAAUGAUGAUUGUUCAUCACCAUCAAAGCUGGAGAAGUCCAUAUCACGUAAUGAAAUUGACUUGGAAGUCAUGUCUGUAGUGUUAAGCCAAGCUCCAUCUUCAAGCCUCCAGCGGUACUCACCGGCUACCUUAGCUCGGCAGUCUUGUACCUCAAUCCCAGACAGCCUUUUUCCUCAGUCCUCUGUACAAGAAUCCAUUUCCUGUCAUCCUGCCUCACAAGCAAUAGUUACACAGGACUCUGAACCACUUACUACAGAGCAACAACAGAACAGUCCUCCCAAGCAAGAUGAUCAUCAAAGGUCACACAAAAUGUCUGGAGGACGACCCCUCUCUGGGAAAUAUAUAGGUAAAAGUAAUGACAAGUGCAAAGACCAGGACACUGCUGGAAACCAACAAUUUGAUAAAGUAAUCAACCAUCCAAGCAACCCUUGUCUUGAUGAGAAUAAAAAAUCUGCAGCUUCAGACAAAAUGAACUUUGCAACAAACACUGCACUCAUAUUAAAAAAUGGAAGCAUUGAAGGAGAAAAGUCUUGCAAGACAGUUCCAGAAAUACAGGAAAACAGGAAAAAUGGAGUUUUGAGAACCCAAUCCAGCAGAGGAAGCAGAAGUUCCAAAAAAUCUGGAGGGAUUAAGAGCAGAAAGAGUGAUUCUGCUAAAUGCAGCAAGAAUUCUCAAGGUAGCAGCUGCAGGAGUAAGGGAGCCUCUUACAAGGAUAAACCCCUCAUUUCUAGUCACACAUAUAUCUUAGAGGCCAGUGCUAAAGAUACAAAUGGAGAUUCAGUAAUAGAGGUGCAAGGAUCAGGUAGCUCUUGUAAGAGGAAUAACUCGGCAAGAGAACAACGACAAGCUACCAUCAACCACUUUAGUGCAACCCAUGUGUCUGAAUCUGUCAAGUGUAGCCUGCAGAAAGAUUCUGUGACCAGCAGUCAUGCAACUUCAGUCACUUUCCAAGAUAGCCUCCCACACAGUAAUUCUAAGUACAGUGUUGCCCCUUCAUCCAAAAAACACAACAGCAAUAGCCUCAAUAGUAGCAGGGACAGCAACAUCAGCCAUGAUAGCAGUAACAUUAGCAACUACAAUUUCACCACUAAUACGAACAGCGAUGAAGACUUCCUGAAAAAGUAUGGACUAAAUAGUAGUGUGGAGAGUGGGAUCAUCCCUGACACAACCAUGUCAUGCCUGGACACCAAUAACAUGGAGGAAUCAUAUGACCUUUUACUCAGUGAACUCUCAAAGACAUCCUCCAGUACAACUCAGGUUCUGCCUGCUACUUCGAAAUCGUUAAAAAUAUUCCAGGAAUGA
Homarus americanus (American lobster) is the source of this 2587-nucleotide messenger RNA. Its product is annotated as dentin matrix acidic phosphoprotein 1-like. NCBI's taxonomy places the organism in Eukaryota, Metazoa, Arthropoda, Malacostraca, Decapoda, Nephropidae. The record is from RefSeq and is a predicted model, not a curated record. The transcript has 6 exons. Bases 743 to 2587 code for a protein of 614 amino acids.